AUGGAGCGCGGCACUUGCGAUCCUGAGCGUCGCCAGAAUAUGCGCACCGAGGUCGGCUCACAAAGCCCCAGGACCAACAUUAAGCCCCAGAGAAGGUCAUAUGUAAGGAGUAGACGCUCUCAUGAUCUCUUCAGCGACAGGGCCAUUUACAUUUCCAAUUUCCCUCAGCCCGUCACCCUUGCCAUCUCUACAAACUGGCACACGACAGAUAGGGAAAUUGACCAAAACACAGACGACGACAAGUCCACUACCGAUUCGAUGACCACUGUAAAUGCGGUCGACGACCCUCGAUACCUUGCCGAGGCCAACGACAAGGAUAUCAGCGAUGACGAGAUCAAAGAUAACAGGGCAAACGACAACGACGACACCAGUACCGAUCUCAGUACUAGCGACAACGUCUUGGCACCUGAAGACGCGAGCGACGAAUACGAUAUUGCCGAUAUCCCACCACUCGACGAUGCCUUUGAUAGGGAUGUGGGUGAUCGGAACCCAACCAACGAUGGAGAGAAAGCAGACGGAGAGCCCGUUAUCUAUAACACAAGCACGGACGAUGAAGCCCUCAACUUCGACCCGAAUGACUGUACCGACGCUUCCAGUACCCUCAAUCCCACCAUGGUCACUCUCGACAGCCGGGAAAGCAUUAUCACCGAGAUUACUGCACUCCGCGAUCGGCUUACUCAACUUGAAGCCAAGAUCAACUCAGGCUCUCAUAUUUUACAAGGCACGAAUCCAUUAGGGAAACGAAAGCAGAUCGCCUCAAUCAUCAAGGAGCACCCCAUCGGAAAAGGCCUCGAGGCCUUUAAUGCUUCAUUCAAGUCCAUCUGUACGAACCGCGACAUUCCCUCCCACCCAGCAGCGCUGGGGAAGCUUGACGACGAUGAACUCCAGAAUAUUGCCCUUGUCCUUCUCUCGACGUUACAGAUUUUGCCGGCGGCACGUCAACUUCAAUCUAAGACGAGCGGAAAGCACAUCUUCAACGACCUGUUGACCCUCAACGCAGCUGUUGUCUCCGAUGACUGCAACUUCGACAGGAUCAGGCCCCUCUUAAGCUCAGCGCUUACCGAAGAUCCAGACGACGCCCUCCUCUGGGGUCACAUGCAACGCAGUUGCCGAGUCCACUCCGCCACCCCGAUCGAUAGCAUCCUCUCUCCAACAAACCCCAUAGCUCCGCAACACGAGCGGCUUCGCGAACUCAUCUAA
Molecule: messenger RNA, 1200 nt
Organism: Verticillium nonalfalfae
Lineage: Eukaryota; Fungi; Ascomycota; Sordariomycetes; Glomerellales; Plectosphaerellaceae
Exons: 4
Coding region: 1-1200 (399 amino acids)
Source: RefSeq, a predicted model, not a curated record